AUGAGCACCGAGUUUCAAGGCGAAAAGGCACUUUUAUCAACAAUUUCGAUUCCAAGUGGUGUCUUAUUUUACGGCCCCCCUGGUUGUGGCAAAACCAUGGCCGCAUUAUGCUUGGGGUCCUCGCUAUCUCUCCCUAUGAUAAACGUACGAGCUGCCAACGUCUUGGACAAAUGGCUGGGCGGAUCAGAGGCGGCCAUUCGUUCCCUGUUUAGUCGUGCUCGUUCGGCUGCACCGUGUAUCCUGUUCUUUGACGAAAUUGAUGCCAUUGCAAGCAACCGAGGCACGGAUGGCGAGUCUGUUGAUGUCAUGUCGCGCUUGUUGUCAACACUGUUGAAUGAGCUGGAUGGUGUCAACAGUGAGGGGCAAGCAAAUGUGCUGGUAGUGGCGUGUACAAAUCGAAUCGACGAUUUGGAUGCUGCUCUCAUACGACCUGGGAGGUUGGCAGAGCACAUCUGUCUGCAGCCACCUGAUGAAAACGACGCACGCGAGAUUUUG
Messenger RNA from Phaeodactylum tricornutum CCAP 1055/1, 495 nucleotides. RefSeq lists its product with no specific name. The record is from RefSeq and is a predicted model, not a curated record. Lineage: Eukaryota; Bacillariophyta; Bacillariophyceae; Surirellales; Neidiaceae. The transcript has a single exon. Gene Ontology annotation, molecular function: ATP hydrolysis activity; ATP binding. The annotation marks the transcript as partial.